AUGAAAAGGAAACACCCCAACCAAGAAUUUGUUUCUUUUAUCUUCACAAAAGAAAAUGCUGAAAAAUUCCAGUCCAUUCGUGAAGAAAUGGGCCUUGAAGACAACAGCUUGCUGGAGUUCUUUUUCAAGUUACAUGAAAAAAAUAAGCUUCAAUUAAAAAAUGAGUACUUGGAGUUUGUAGGCAUUACAGACAAGGUGAACAUUGAAGUUCAAGAACUAGAAUCUACCACCACCACCACAAACGAGUCUGAUAUUGCAAACAGAUGUGAUAAUUUUCCUGUAACUUCAAAGCAGUAUACAGCAGAUAAUUUAGCCAUUGUUGAGUCCACUUGUGGCCUGAAUGACCAUCAAGCCAGGCUAGUUGACCAAGAAAGUGGUGAAACAGCCAAAGUUCUCAUUAGUUUGCAGGACUAUCAAGCAGAUGACCAUACAACUGUGAAUAUUGUAGCAACAGGAGACCAAGAUACCCAGGAAUGUGUAGAUACACAAUUGACAGAUGUGUGUAUUGAUACAAGUGAUAUUGGGCAUGUAGAAGGAACUAUCAAUAUUGAAAGUCAGUUGAUUAAUGAAAAUCUUAAUCAGGCAACCAGUAUAGAAAUUGUUCCUGAACCAAGCCCACAUCUACCAAGCCCUUCUGCUCUGGAUGCAGAGAAAAUUUUAGAGAUGGGUGAAAAGAGUGUCCAGUCAUUGCCUGAGCAAGUUGGCAGCAAUGAAGGGUUUGUAGUUCCAAAUUUGGAGUCAACAGAAGUUGAGAACCGGAAAAGAAAAAAUAACCAGAAAUCAAAUUCAGGUGGAGAACAGAAACGAAAAAGGAGGAAUGAUGUUUGGUUAACUCGGAUCCAGGAUGCAGAUUUUGAAGAGCGUCGAUAUAAAUGCCACUUCUGUUCAGCUGCCUUUUUCCAUCCCCACCAUCUACAACGGCAUGAGAAGCAACUCCAUAACUAUGAACUUAUUGAUCCACUCUGUGUUCAUGUGUUUGUUUGCCUACACAUUUUACAGAAGCUAACUGCUGCAGUGUUCUAA
Molecule: messenger RNA, 1023 nt
Organism: Acanthosepion pharaonis
Lineage: Eukaryota; Metazoa; Mollusca; Cephalopoda; Sepiida; Sepiidae
Source: the annotation of a GenBank genome assembly